UUCGCUAUCGAACAAUGGUGUCACGCUCGAUCAGUCUACCGUAAAUAUUAUCCUUUCGCGUUUUGACGUUCGAAGUGACAUGUCGGACAAGUCCAACUUACCACCGUCCAUUUCCACCACCAACGAAUUAUGCUUCCCCUGAAUAGGGGUGCGUUCCACGUCGUGACAGAGUUUGUCUUCGUUCGCGAGCCCGGUCGGACACGAUCGCCUUGAUCAUUGCUCGGAUAUCGUCGCGUGAUUUCACAUUUCAAUCACGAGAACAAGAUUUACGUGAAUCGUUAUUGCAGUGAAACAAAAAAUGGGUAAAUAUCUAUUUCCACUUAUUCAGUCGUAGAUAAAAAAUGACAACGUGUAUAAUAGGAUUGCGUGUAAAAUAAUUAGCCGACUAAAAAAAUUUUAAUUUGCUCGUAAUAAAGUUAAUUAUAAUUAAUACUGUAACUUCUAAAAUUAAUCCCAAUAUAAAAAUCUUAACUGAUAAACAACGGUAAUGUCUUUCGUAAUAGGAAGAACUCUACCAACGCCUGUGUCCUGUAAAGUAUGUGGUGAUCGAUCGUAUGGAAAGCAUUAUGGUGUUUAUUGCUGCGAUGGAUGCUCGUGUUUCUUCAAGAGAUCCGUGCGUCGCGGCGCACUGUUCACUUGCACAAGUUUGUACACUAGUAAUAGAAGUAACACAAUAUACAGGAUAUUCCAGUAUGAAAAAAAAAGAACAGUUCUUUCUGAAGAACAGUAUGAAAGAAUUGAGAGAUGCUGUAAAUAUCACAAUAUCGAUAAUCGAAUCUAUAACCCUUCAGAUAGUGAUGGAUCCUGCAUCAUUGACAAAGCCAGACGAAAUUGGUGCCCACAUUGCCGUCUAAAGAAGUGUUUCUCCGUGGGCAUGAAUACAGCGGGUACGGCCUUACAGUACGAGGUAUCCGCGCAAAUAUUCCUGGCUGCUAUUCGUAACGCACGCCGCCAUCAAGAUUUUUCAUUAUUGGAUGUAGAAGAGCAAAACAAGAUUCUUCGUCGCGGAUGGUCCGCACUUUUUGUUUUACGCGCAGCCACGUGGCCGGUAGAUUUGAUGAACAUACGAGGACAAGGUGCAUCGAGUAAAGAUAGCGCCUCAGCCUGCAUAAUCGCAACGCGCAGCGCGAUCGCAAAACUGCAACUCGACGACGUCGAAUUGUGUAUUUUAGACACGUUUGCGCUGUGUCGUCCCGAGAUUGCCGAUACUACCAACGGUUUCCACGUAAUGUCGCAGGCGAGAAAUAAUGCUGUGGAAGUUCUAAUACGACAUCUUCAACAGCGAGAUGAUCGCGAAAACAAACUGGCAAAGAUUCUAUUUGUUCUACCAGUUCUUACUGGAUGUUGUUCUCGAGAAUUGGCUGAAGAAUUGUUUGCACCAAUUAUCGGCGAUGUAGAUCUGGAAAGGGUCAUCGCGUCUGUGCGAUAAACUCACCCUUUCACGAUAAUAAAAAUAUUUAAUAAUCGCACGUUGUCAGAUUUGAUUUAAUGGAUAUUAAUCUGUACAAUAAAUAAUUCAUCAAGAAUAUACACAAUUAGUAACAAAUGUAUAAUAAUCAAUAAAAAGUAUGACAAUAGAGUGAAUUAAAAUUAAUAAAUUGCUUGGCAAUAGACUGUCGCACUCAAUCUUAUUUUAAUUUAAUUGAUCUUUCUUUACAGAAAUUUAAUACCGGCGAAAGCCAGUGAUUAAUAAUUUAUUUUGAAUAUUAAAAACACUGGCAAUAGUAAUUUUAAUGCUCUGAAUAAUAAUUAUUUUUUGGCCAAUUUAAUACUGUGAGUAUUAAAUACAUGAAACAUAUUCUGCCUAUUACUUGAGAAAUAACGAUCAAUCA
Molecule: messenger RNA, 1832 nt
Organism: Solenopsis invicta (red fire ant)
Lineage: Eukaryota; Metazoa; Arthropoda; Insecta; Hymenoptera; Formicidae
Gene: Hr83
Product: nuclear receptor subfamily 2 group F member 6
Exons: 3
Coding region: 488-1429 (313 amino acids)
Biological process (GO): regulation of transcription by RNA polymerase II; cell differentiation; anatomical structure development
Molecular function (GO): zinc ion binding; nuclear receptor activity; RNA polymerase II cis-regulatory region sequence-specific DNA binding
Source: RefSeq, a predicted model, not a curated record